AUGCGUUACGCUCUCCCGUCGGUAAUGGCUCUUGCCGUUGCCUCCGUCUCAGCUUCUCUCCUGUAUCCGGACAAUUUUCCUCUACAGCGACGACAAGAACCUGGAACACCGGAAUACGACUGUCAUGCGAACUGCGGAACCGUCAUUGUCGAUGGCAGGACGGAGGGAUAUUGUGACUCGGCAAACUUCACCACCGCACUCGAGGAUUGCCUCAACUGUGCCCUGCAAUAUGACAUCUGGCAGUACUACGGGGACAGUGUCGCCCAGGCCGCAACGGCGUGUGGACUCGAUGCAACGCCGGUCCCUGCCAAUGCUACUUCCGCCACGAACAGCAGCUCUACGGCCACCACCGAAUCGAAUCCGACUACGACUGCUUCAUCGCAGAGCACAGACGCAGCAUCUUCGGCAUCAACCACGGCUUCUUUGGGCGAGACACCUUCAGCCACGACAGGACAGACCACUCCAACCGAGACCGGCGCUGCAGCAACCACCACCACCGACACUGAGGGCUUUGGCAAUAGAAUCUCGCUUGGUGGUGGACAAGUGGUGUUGCCCUUGGUCGCGUUACUUCCUGGACUCCUUUAA
This is a messenger RNA of Fonsecaea erecta, 585 nucleotides long. RefSeq lists its product as hypothetical. The record is from RefSeq and is a predicted model, not a curated record. Lineage: Eukaryota; Fungi; Ascomycota; Eurotiomycetes; Chaetothyriales; Herpotrichiellaceae. The transcript has 3 exons. The coding region runs from base 1 to 585 and encodes 194 amino acids.